Medioppia subpectinata is the source of this 1490-nucleotide messenger RNA. Lineage: Eukaryota; Metazoa; Arthropoda; Arachnida; Sarcoptiformes; Oppiidae. The record is from the annotation of a GenBank genome assembly.
UUUCGACAAAUAGGUUGUUCUCUACACAUCUUCGCUGAAGGAUAUUUAUAACAUAACCGGCGACCAAAUGGGGGCUUAUUUUGGCUAUAGUCUCACUACAGCCGAUAUCGACGGAGACGGACUGGACGACGUGGUGAUCGGCGCUCCCCUAUACUCGCCGGCAAACGCUAAGGAUAUGAGUUAUGAAAAGGGAAGAAUUUAUAUGGCAUACCAGACCAGAGAGCAUCGAUUUAUCAUCAAAAAUGACGACCACAUCGAUGGCCUCAAAUCCAAAGCCCGGUUCGGCAUGUCUUUGGCGUCGCUGUCGGACAUCAAUAAGGAUGGCUUCGAUGACAUCGCUGUCGGCGCGCCAUAUGAUGGCGAUAAGGGAUUGGGAGCCGUUUACAUAUACCUCGGCUCCCGGAAAGGCCUGCAGCCGAAGCACUCGCAAGUGAUUUACGCCGAAGCCAUCAACGAUCCCGGACUCAAGACCUUUGGCUUCUCGCUGUCGGGCGGACUCGAUCUCGACAACAAUCAAUACCCGGACCUAUUGGUGGGCGCCUACGCCUCCGAUAGGGCUAUAUUCCUGAGGGCCCGACCGGUGGUGAACGUGACGGCGAGUCUGAGUCUCGCCAAACAGAGUGUGGGCUUAGAGGACAAGGACUGUAGCCUAACUGAUGGCUCGCGAGUGCCCUGUCUUACCAUCAAAUUGUGCCUCAAAUAUGACGGAUUGGGAGUUGAAAACCAAUUGGAUUUCGUAUACGAAACCAAAUUGGAUGCCGCGAGCCGUCGGGCGCCGCGAAUAUUCUUCCUCCACAAGGAAAGGGAAAAUGAAGAGAAAAUUCGGGUUCAGCUCAACAAGAGUUUCAACUACUGUACCACUCCACAAAGUGACCCAGCGCCAUUCACUGACUUUCCGGACGCAUUCAAUGAACAAAUCCACGAGAACGAGGUUAUGCCGUAUAGCCAUGUUGUGGGCCAAGAGGUAUUAGGCUAUAUCCGGGCCGCACAACAACAAGAUAACGCUCAGGGUUUGACCGUGGUCUCCCAGUUCUACCAAGAUUCUAUCGAUGCGUUCACACCCAUUGUGCCAUGGUUAUUCGCCGAGCUGGACAAGAUUACUAUUUCUCCAUUACAACACGCUGUGACCACGGUGAUUGUCGCUCAGUUUUAUAAUUUUGCAUAUAUGUGCGAAAGAUUGACCGAACUGCGGGCCGUUAAGCCCCUGUCGGUCACCGGCAAUGAGCACAACCUUAUUAACCGUCUGAAAACAUUGGAGACCCGAGUCGUGGCCGCCGUCGAGAAUUCAAAGGGCAAAGGACUUGCACAUGGUAAUUCGGUUUGGGCUGCAUAUUUGGAUAAGAUCAAUGCCUUUUUGAACGCUGAGUUCCCCAAAUUGAAUCAAGCAAUCGGUAAUUUACCCUCAGCUGCACUCAGAGAGAAAACCAUUCAACAACUCAUCAUUGAUUUGACACAUUUGGUCCAAAUGCCCUUUAUGCUUUAAUUAAAUA